AGCACUGAGAUACUCAAACUUGAAGCAACUCCCCUUCGCGUCAGUGUUUUUACCGGUAUAGGUGAACGUGUCCCUCCCACUGAAAGGAAUCGGGUACGAGAGCGAAAACGACCAUGUGGAGGAAUUUAAUUAUCGUGUUAGUGCUUUUACUAGGAAUAAUAUUGGCUUCACAUGCAGUUCGACAUGGCCCUAACUUGAUAUGGGCGAUGCACCCCUCAAGUGGGAGUGGAGUUUCCCGGAUCAUGGCUAUAGAGGGCGAUCCAGAGGAAUGGGUAUCAACAGCUAAUGUUACCGUACGCCAUAUUAGCGCCCCACAUACUGGUUGGCAGUUCCGGGGGAUCGCCUUCCACUACGACAUGGAGAUUCUCUUCUGGACGGAAAGUAGUAACAAGAGAAUACAGGGACUGACCCUCAAUGGAAGCGUUUCUACCCGGACGGUGUUCACCAGCACCUCCAGCGAAGUGGACGGGGUCGUCGUGGACUGGAUAUCUAACAAUCUAUACUUCGCCGACGCCAAGUAUAACUGGAUUACAUUGGUCACGCUCAACAGUACCGACAACUUCUAUAAGAAAAUCGUGAAUACGGGUCUGGACAAGCCACACGGGAUAGCUAUAUAUCCACAAAAAGGGUAUUUAUUUUGGAGUGAUUGGGGCUUUGAACCAAAAAUAGAAACAUCAGACCUCACCGGAAACAACCGACGAACACUGGUAUCUAGGGACACAAUCCACCCACGUGGUCUGGCAGUCGACCAGUCGAUGAAUAAACUUUACUGGGUAGAUAGUGGGAAGGACACGAUAGAACGGGUGGAUUUUAAUGGAAACAACCGAAAAACACUAGCCCAGGUCCAGGGUACAAACUUCUUCGGAAUCGCUCUUUAUAAAAAAUACCUCUUUGUCACGGAACAAGUGGAAGGUCACCUUCGGAUUUACGAUAAAAAUUCUGGAAAUAAAUACAUAGACUACCAGUUAGGUCAUCGUCCUUACGGCAUCGUCAUGUACCACGAGGACUUACAGCAGGGCGACAGACAACAAUGCGAGUCACUCGGAUGUGAGCAAAUCUGUAUCAACAAUCCCCCAUUUGGUGCCUCCUGCUACUGUGGUGACGGAUAUACACUCCAGGCUGACCAGAAAAAGUGCGUAGAAAGCGAGUAUUUCCCACAGCCCGCCCAUAUCUACGCCAUUGGGGAUGCUAUCUGUCAGUACCCCGUUAACCUGGCAGACAUGUCGUUAGUUAACGUCACGCUAGACAAACAAUGCUUUAUGAAGAGUGGGAAAGGCUUCACGGCUCUCACUUACGAUGCCAGAGCCAAGGUCCUCUACUACACCGCCAACAUCACAAACAGCAUCGGUACCGUGCAGUUAAAGAAGGGGGCGUAUACCGACACCGUCAUCCGGGGACUUGGUGACGUCAGGGGUAUGGCACUCGACUGGACCACAUCUACAUUGUACUGGACAGACCGACAGUUCAAACACAUCAUGGUGGCCAAGACGGACGGUCGCUACCAGAAAACGAUCAUAGACACCCGUCUGGAGGAGCCACUCGGCAUAGCCGUGCAUCCUGAACGGGGGACAAUGUACUGGACAGAUCCAGGGAGACAGGUCAUAGAGACGUCCUAUAUGAACGGUGAUAAGAGAGCAGAGCUGCAAAUCUUUAGCGGCGUCAGACACCCAAAUCACCUGUGUAUCGACUUCCAUAAAGACAGACUUUACUGGUCCGAUUCCGAGCUGUUCCAAAUUGGAAGCUAUGACCUCAGAGACGGCAAUGUUAAAAUAGCCUAUACUCAACAGUCGGCGAAAUUCUUCGGCAUCAGCAUAUACCAGGACUACAUCAUUUGGACAGAUACGGACAAAAUGAACGGCAUCCAUGUGGCAGACCUCAGCACAGGGAUAAAAAAGCGCGGGAUUCUACAUCCCCAGGUUGGCGUAUCAGCUGACGUCAUCACGUAUGACAUUUCCAAUCAGCCAAACUUCACAGGUUCCUGUGCUGAUGCGCCGUGUGAUCAGCUUUGUCUCCCAAACUCGCCAUCGACUUCUUUUUGCGCAUGUGGAAUCGGAUUUGAAUUGGAUGAUGUCAAUAUGAACAGGUGUACAUCACAGAUGCUGUCUGAUAACUUCCUGGUGGUAUCCGACUCACACCAGCGACACAUGUACCAGAUCGGACUUGACGACCAGAGUGUCCACGCUGUUCCUCUGUCUAAUGUAUACCGACCGAUAGCGCUGGACUACGACCCAAUCUUCGAGAAGCUAUACUGGACAGAAAAUAUGGCCAAACUUAUAAAGGGUGCUCAUCUUGAUUCACAGACAGAGUUUACCCUCCAGAUUCUCACAAAUGCCUCUGUGAUAGACGGGAUUGCAGUGGACUAUAUCAACCGUCUCCUGUUCUAUACGGACACGGGACUCAACACCAUAACAGUUAUCUCCCUUGUCCGGACCCGACUCAGUCGGACAGUAGUGUCAGAAGAUCUGGACCAACCUAGAGAUAUAGCUGUUCACCCCCUGGACGGCCGGAUAUUUUGGACGGACUGGGGACGUCAACCGAAAAUUGAGGCGGCCAAUAUGGACGGGUCAGACAGACGAACACUAGUUAAUAUCACAGAAAACUCCUGGCCGAACGGAAUCGCAGUCGACUACACAGACAGGAAGAUUUACUGGGUAGACGCUAAAUUCGACAAGAUCGAGGUAAUUGACAUGAAUGGAGAGAACCGGAAGACAGUAAUAGAAGAACCGAACAGUCACUACUUCGGGAUAACCGUCCUCGGGAACUACCUCUUCGUCACGGAUUGGAAACGGAACUAUGUCUCUCGAUUAAUAAAGACUGGAGAAGGAAGUAUGGAACAGAUUGGACCUUCUAGUUUUUCCAGACUUAAUGGUAUCGCUGCGUACAAUAGUGACUCUGUACUAAAAGGACGAAAUGCGUGCUUCGACCAUACGUGUGAUCAUCUCUGUCUUCCUAAACAGAAUUUUAAAUAUACCUGCGCAUGCGCAGAUAACUAUAUUUUAUUAGGCAACCUUUGUGUUUCAUCAGAACUUCCCCGGAACAAAACGACCGAUGCAGUGACCGAUCCAGUGACCGAUGUGACUACGCCUGCUAUAGGAGCAGUGAGGGGUCGUAAAGGCGCCAAUAAAGGCUUACAUUUAGGAGCUAUCGCUGCCAUUGUCAGUGUUGGUGUGUUAGUCGCUAUCAUCGCUACAGUAGCCAGUGUUUUCUUGUAUCGCAAGUACAAAGACCAGUUUAUCCAUCACGAUCGCCUAAUUGAAGACAACCAAGUGGAUUCUUUUUACCGAAUCACGUUCCCGGAUAAUAAGGACGAACCUAUUGUAAACUCCGGUAUAGUGAAUCCUGGGUACAAACAGACCAAUACAUAAGUAUGACAUACGGACUGAGAAUGAAAUCGGGGUCUUUAACAUGCGGAUAUGUUGGAACAGAGUUCAAGGUCUUCUUACAUACAGAUGUUGGAACAGAGUUCAGAGAUCAGAUGUCGCAUGGUAUUUCCAGAGACAGAACUUAGAGCGAGAGUGGUCGUGUGGUUGAAUAGAUGUUUUUUAAAUGUUGCCAAGGAUUUAUUUUCGUCAACUCGAAGAAAAAAUUAUGGGUUACUGAUGCUGCUUUCUCUAGGAUUGAAUAAAUACCUGAUGUCGGUGUGUAUUGCGUCUAUCACGUGACUUGUGGAUAAUGUGACGUCAUAACCGUGAUUCAGCCAGUCUCCUUUUUGACUAUAAUUCUAAGUUGGAAGCCUUAGAUUGGUCUCGUAGUUUACAGAUGGUGUAAUUGUUAACUUUGUAUAUAAGAGAUGUUAUAUAGGACAUAGAAGAUUAUAAAACGUACUCUGGAUAUAAUUCUGUUAAAGAAAUGUUCCCUCGUAUUUACGCUUAUUUUUUGCUGGUACACCUAACAAUAUUUUUUAAAUGCUAUAUUUCCUGGAUAACCUGAGUGAUAAGCUUUCCGUUAAUACCACAAUUUUAAAUCAAGUCGCAAUAAAAGUAACAAAAUUCAAAGUAUUUUGCUCGAACUCAAUAAACGCCAAUCUUACAUGUAGAUACGUCUAUGCCUUUGUAAUUGGAGUGUACGGGUAAAAGUAAACCUCUAAUUACGAGACAAACCAUACCAAUAAUGCAUAAUGUUUUCCUCGAUCAAACCAAGCACAGGGAUGUAGUAUAGACACGUGCAUCGUACCGUACACGUGUUACUAAUGUAAGUAUGUACUAAACACUAACACGUCAAAUUUGGUAUUAACGUAAAGCUCGUAACUUAGUAACUUGGUAUAACUAAGUGUUUUUAUGUAAAUAUAUUUGUUUACGA
This is a messenger RNA of Pecten maximus, 4299 nucleotides long. RefSeq names its product low-density lipoprotein receptor-related protein 4-like. The record is from RefSeq and is a predicted model, not a curated record. NCBI's taxonomy places the organism in Eukaryota, Metazoa, Mollusca, Bivalvia, Pectinida, Pectinidae.